Molecule: messenger RNA, 5413 nt
Organism: Scatophagus argus
Lineage: Eukaryota; Metazoa; Chordata; Actinopteri; Scatophagidae
Product: ATP-binding cassette sub-family C member 4-like
Exons: 36
Coding region: 465-4412 (1315 amino acids)
Biological process (GO): transmembrane transport
Cellular component (GO): plasma membrane
Molecular function (GO): ABC-type transporter activity; ATP binding; ATP hydrolysis activity
Source: RefSeq, a predicted model, not a curated record
CAAAGCAUUUAAUAUUCUUUAGUGACUGGUGGAAAUAAAGUGAUACAAAUACUUACAUUUUAAAACAUAAUGUUGUUUUAAAACUAAUAUCGGUCAGUAAUAAUAGUCUAUUUCAGAUAUCAGCGAAUGCAACGUGAUUAAAUGUGAAGUCCUCCGUUGUUUCUACGCUUCAAAAGCAACAGUCAAUAGUACCAGACGAUUUCCAUUUUCACUUUCAUUUGUUGUCUAAUAAAGAAGCGGUCAUGUUUCGUAGUAUUUAAAAUACAUGUUGCGGCACUUGACCGCGGCUCAACGCCCACCCGAGACGUUGCAGCAGCGGUCUGGGUCGAGUGUCCGUUUUACAUGAUGUUUUUCAACUACACGUGUAGCGAAUCGCCGGCGAGUCGUGUCGGAGUGUGCGAGUGUCUGUGGACAGCUGUGUGUCCAUCGAGACAGAGGCUCACACAGCCGGACUCGAUGCCGCGAUGACCAUGGCUGGUAACGAGCAGGACGGCAAACAAAACCCGCUGGCAACUGCCAAGUUUCUGUCCAAGGUUUUUUUGUGCUGGUUAACCCCACUGCUGCACCUGAGCCAGAAACGGAGGCUGGAGGAAAGUGACAUGUACAGCGUUCUCCCAGAGGAUCGCUCUGAAGUGCUGGGAGAGGAACUACAGAGAUUUUGGGACCGUGAAGUUAGAAAGGCUACAAAGGAACUUCGGAAACCCAAACUUGCCAGAGUUCUUAUUAAGUGCUAUGGGAAGUCCUACGCAGUGGCUGGGUUGUUUGUUUUUUCACUGGAGGUAAUUAAAGUGAUCCAGCCGCUUCUUCUGUGGAAGAUAAUCCAGUACUUUGAGAGUUAUGACCCACGUGACCAGAGGAGUCUUUACAUGGGCUAUGGUUACGCUGCUGCAAUGUCUCUCUCUGCCUUUGGGCUGACCAUCCUCCAACAUCUCUACUACUACCACGUCCAAAGAACAGGCAUGAAGAUCCGAGUGGCCGUCUGUCACAUGAUAUACAGGAAGGCUCUCAGUCUCAGCAGUGAAUCCAUGGGCCGAACCACCACCGGACAAAUUGUGAACCUCCUUUCAAAUGAUGUCGGUCGUUUUGACGAGAUUACACUCAAUCUGCACUACCUGUGGGUGGGUCCACUUCAGGUGGUGGCGGUCAUCGUUUUCCUUUGGUACGAGAUCGGCCCCUCGUGUCUGGCGGGUGUGGCAGCCAUUGCCCUGAUGCUGCCUGUGCAAACCCUGUUUGGAAAGCUCUUUGGCAUGUUCAGGAGCAAAACAGCAGUUCUUACUGACAACAGAAUCCGCAUCAUGAAUGAAGUGGUGUCUGGGAUCCGGAUCAUCAAGAUGUACGCGUGGGAGAAGCCAUUCUCAGCUCUGGUGACUGAAGUCAGGAGGAAAGAAAUCAGUCAGAUAUUGAACAGCUCCUACCUGCGAGGACUCAACAUGGCCUCCUUCUUUGCUAGCAGCAAGAUCAUCGUGUUCAUUACCUUCACUGUCUAUGUUCUCCUGGGCAACACCAUCACUGCCAGCAGUGUGUUUGUCACAGUUUCUCUCUAUGGCACAAUAAAGCUCACAGUCACCCUGUUCUUCCCACUCGCCAUCGAGAAGUUGUCAGAAACUGUCGUCAGCAUCCACAGGAUUAAGAAUUUCCUCCUGCUGGGCGAAGUUGAGAGGAGAAAGUCUGGGCUUCCUCUGGGGGAAAUGAAGGAAAAUGGCAUUGAGAUUGACAAGCUGACCUGUUACUGGGAUAAGAGUGUGGAUGCUCCGUCUCUGGUGAACAUCUCUAUCUCCCUGAAGACACCUCUGCUCCUGACUGUCAUCGGCCCGGUGGGGGCUGGAAAGUCAUCUCUGUUGAGUGCCAUCCUGGGAGAGCUGCCUUGUGACACAGGGACGCUGAAGGUCAAAGGUCAGCUCAGCUAUGCCGCCCAGCAGCCCUGGGUGUUCCCUGGCACCAUCCGCAGUAACAUCCUGUUUGGGAAAGAGCUGAACCCUCAGAAGUACGAGAGAGUCAUCAGAGCCUGCGCUCUGAAGAGGGACCUGGAGCUGCUCCCAGAUGGAGACCUGACGCUGAUCGGGGACAGAGGGGCCACACUCAGCGGGGGACAGAAGGCUCGUGUCAACCUGGCGAGGGCUGUGUAUCAGGACGCAGACAUCUACCUCCUGGAUGACCCUUUAAGUGCUGUGGAUGCUGAGGUCGGGAGACACCUCUUUGAACAGUGCAUCUGUGGCCUGCUGAAGAACAAGCCUCGUAUCCUGGUCACCCACCAGCUGCAGCAUCUGAGGGCAGCAGACCAGAUUCUGGUCCUGAAAGAGGGUCAUCCCAUGGCUCAGGGUACCUUCAGCGAGCUGCUGCGCCCGGGCCUCGAUGUCGUUUCUCUGCUGAGAAGCGACGAGGAGCAGAAUCGAUGGUCUCGAUCAGCUGACCCGGACGAACUGUCGUUACGCAGCCACAGGACCAAUCGAUCGCACAGCUCGCACUGCUCUUACACCAGCCUCUUGCCACCAGAGAGCAGCUGCACUGAAGAGCUUCCUGUCGAAACAGUUCGUGCCAUGGCAGAGGAGACUCGAGUCGAAGGAAACGUCAGCAGCCACAUUUAUCUCACGUACUUCACUGCAGGCUGUAACCCCCUGGUGUUACUGGUUAUAGUGCUGCUCAGUGUCAUAGCAGAGGUGGUGUAUAUUCUGCAGGACUGGUGGCUGGUGUACUGGGCCAGAGAAGAUUCCUUCAACAGCACAGCCAGCGCUGGUAGCAGCAAAUGUUACAUUAAUGCAACUCGCUCAAGUCAAGAGUUCAGUCUCACGUUUAACCUCAGCAUUUACUCGGGCUUAACAGCAGUUGCUGUCGUGUUUGGCUAUGCCAGAAGUUUAGUGAUCUUUCAUGGGUUGGUGAGAUCAGCUCAAACUCUGCACAACAGCAUGUUCAGUGCUGUCAUCCGCACGCCGGUCCGCUUCUUUGACGUCAACCCCAUAGGAAGAAUUCUUAACAGGUUUUCCAAAGACACCAGCCAGAUGGACUCCAUAUUACCCAUCACUUUUGUGGACUUCUAUCAAUUGUUUCUACAAAAUGUUGGCGUGGUUGCAGUGGCGGCCUCAGUCAUCCCUCUCAUCCUCAUACCUGUCGUUCCUCUGAUUUUUAUCUUCCUGUACUUGAGGCGUUUCUACCUCCGCACAUCGCGAGAUAUCAAGCGCCUCGAGUCAACAACUCGGAGUCCAGUCUUCUCCCACCUGUCUUCGUCUCUCCAGGGCCUGUGGACGAUCCGAGCCCUCGGAGCCGAGCGCAGAUUAAAGAAAGCCUUUGAUACACAUCAGGAUCUGCACUCAGAGGCCUGGUUUUUGUUCCUGAUGACCUCCCGCUGGUUUGCGUUUCGCCUCGACGGCAUUUGCUCCAUAUUUAUCACCCUGACAACAUUUGGCUGCAUCCUACUCAGAGAUGGUCUUGAUGCUGGAGAGGUGGGCCUGGUGCUGACGUAUGCUGUGACACUCAUAGGAAACUUCCAAUGGACGAUGAGGCAGAGUGCUGAGGUGGAGAACAUGAUGACGUCAGUGGAGAGGGUGGUGGAGUAUACGAAGCUGAAGAGCGAAGCACCCUGGGAAACCCAGAAGCGUCCUCCUUCUGAUUGGCCCAGCACAGGCAUGGUGACUUUUGAUCAGGUUAGCUUCUACUACAGCGACGAUGCAACGCCCGUCCUCAAAGAUAUCAGUGCCACUUUCCAACCCAAUGAGAAGGUUGGCAUCGUGGGUAGGACCGGUGCCGGGAAAAGCUCUCUGGUCUCUGCUCUGUUCCGCCUGGCAGAACCUCAGGGGAGGAUCUACAUCGAUGGUGUCUUGACCUCUGAGAUUGGACUCCAUGACCUGCGCCAGAAUAUGUCCAUCAUCCCUCAGGAUCCAGUGCUGUUUACCGACACUGUGAGGAAAAACCUGGACCCUUUCAACCAGCACACUGAUGAAGACCUGUGGAAGGCUCUGGAGGAGGUGCAGCUGAAGUCUGUGGUGGAGGAGCUGCCUGUCAAGCUGGAGACAGUUCUAGCUGAGUCGGGCUCCAACUUCAGCGUUGGUCAGAGACAGCUGGUGUGUCUUGCCAGAGCCAUCCUGAGGAAGAACCGCAUCCUUCUUAUCGACGAAGCCACAGCCAACGUGGACCCCAGGACGGAUGAGCUCAUCCAGAAGACCAUACGAGACAAGUUCAGAGAAUGCACUGUGCUGACUAUCGCUCAUCGCCUCAACACCAUCAUAGAUAGCGACAGGAUACUGGUGCUGGACAACGGUGUCAUCCAGGAGUUUGACCAUCCCUUCACGCUGCUACAAAACAAAGAAGGUGCACUCUACAAGAUGGUGCAACAGAUGGGCCAGGCUGAAGCAACAGCCCUGCUGGAGGCUGCCACCAGGCAGCACAACAGUCAUGAUAGCCUGAGGCCAGCAGAGUGAGAUUUUUGAUGACCAGUUGUCUGCUGUGUAACAGAGCCCAGAUGUAAGUGGUAUCUGAGAAGACUUUCCAUUGCACACGACACAUUUUUCAGCUUGUAGUUCAGGAUCUCCUGUAGACUUAAUUUUGUCUUUAUUUUGAAAGAUGCAAAUCAGUCCAAGUAUAAGAAUCAACCUCUAGUAAAGUGAAGUUUUUUUUCUAUAAUUGAAUAGUAGCAGGUAAUACAGAAAUUUAAUUUUCAGUAUUAAAACGUUACAGGAGCAUUUGGUUUUUUUUUGUGUCUUGAAAGCUGCUUGUAAGUCAAAAAUCUGAUGUUUUGGUUCAAUGUGAGUAGCCGGUGGUCUCAUGCAACUGUCCUGGAAAUCCAUCUGUGAAACUUCAGACCAAGCGUGUUACUGAGCCCGUCAGGGAAAACACCACUUAAUAAGAUUGGGCCGCAAUUGGCAAUUUCCACAAGAGUCAAUGAAAUGACUCAGAGGUGGGCCCAGCCAACAUCACUUCAUCUAUAGGCGAGGUAAAUUACAGCUGCUGCAAUUUAGUGUGCUCUGUUCACCCUGAAGGUAUGUCAGAGGAAAGUUUUGGCAACUUGAGUCAAACUGAUGGCAAACAAUUUUCUGGAGACCAAGCGUGUUACUGAGCCCGUCAAGGAAAACACCACUUAAUAAGAUUGGGCCGCAAUUGGCAAUUUCCACAAGAGUCAAUGAAAUGACUCAGAGGUGGGCCCAGCCAACAUCACUUCAUCUAUAGGCGAGGAUGGCUCUGGCAAGACACACCAGCUGUCUCUGCCCGACACUGAAGUUGGAACCCGACUCGGCUAGAACUGUCUCAAGCUUGCCAGGCAGCUCCUCCACCACAGACUUCAGCUGCACCUGCAGAGAACGCCAAGACAUUCAUAAAUAUGCUGUGAUAACGGUCAACUGCAGCUCUGAGGACCCUAGUAUUCACUUGAAAGUAUUCCCAACUGACCAUGAGUGAAAAUAAAUUGUGGGAAAUGUUGAAAAUC